AUGGCGAAUUUAAAUGUUGUUUAUUGCUCUUUUGAAACUUUAACACUUGUUCGAAACACGUGGCGAAAGCGGAGGGCGCGGUUCCUAGUCGAGCUGGCGGUCGCGCCAUCAGCACAAAAGACGCAGAUCUUGAAUAGAAGUCAAGGGAGCGGGAUUUUCAUUUCCACGAAGGGUCGGCAUGUGCUUGCCGAUAGAGUAGAAUCACCGUCGUGGUGGGAGAACAGCCACAACCAGGAGCCCCAAACUCCGCUCGUGCUACAACGCCAUCUAUGGGUAGUAUGGGACAGAAUUAAACGUAUUAAGGGUAAUACUUAUCAACCGGGUCCUGCGCAGAUAAUUUCUCACGGUUCUGUUAUUGAUGACAAUCAAGGCAUAGCAAAUCUUCUUGCACAAAAAUUCGAGACGGCCUCAAGCAAUGCAAACUGCACCCCCGCCUUUUUAUCCCACAAAAACCAAGUGGAAUCGUCUUUUGCGCCCCCCCAAAUCGAUUCAGUCCACCCACUCAACAAUAUUUUUUCCCUGGAAGAACUAGAGAAUGCACUUCAAGCUUGUCCCAAUUCUGCUGCAGGUCCAGAUGACAUACCUUUCAUCUUUCUCCAAAAUCUUCCUUGCACCGGAAAAGUUAUCCUCCUAAAUCUUUACAACGACAUCUGGACUGGCCAUUCCUUUCCUGAGCUCUGGUCAGAAGCUAUUAUUAUUCCAAUCUUAAAACCCAACAAACCUAAAUUCGAUGUUAACUCAUACCGGCCCAUUUCUCUUACUUGCACAAUGUGUAAACUCAUGGAGAAAAUGAUAAACCGGAGACUUGUAUGGUAUCUAGAAAAGGAACAUCUUUUAAACAUCCAUCAAAGUGGCUUUAGAAAGCUUCGUUCCACAGCCGACAACAUUAUUAAUCUCGAAUCUGAAAUUCGCGAAGCUUUCGCUAAUAGACACAAAGUUCUGGCUGUUUUUUUUGACAUUGAAAAAGCCUAUGAUAUGACUUGGCGGCAUAAAAUCUUAGACCAACUUCUUCGAUGGGAACUCACUGGAAACAUUUAUUUUUUUGUUUUUAACUUCUUACACAACCGUACUUUUUCAGUAAGGGUAAACAACACGUUAUCGAGAAAAAAGAACUUACAAAACGGCAUCCCUCAGGGCUCCGUCCUUAGUGUGACUCUCUUUCUCAUAGCAAUCAAUGAUAUUCUCAAGGAUGUAAACCACCCUGUAAAAGGUGGCCUCUUUGCUGACGAUCUCAUCCUCUACAUAAAAGGAAAGGAACUCCAAUCAAUAACCAGUCUACUCCAAAGAGCCAUACACACUGUCCAGGCCUGGUCCGAAAAUAACGGAGUUCGAUUCUCAGCCGAAAAAACGAAAUGUAUCUGUUUCUCGCAGAAAAGCGGGCAAUUACCUCCACCCCUCCAGCUUCAGGGAAUAAAUCUUGACUAUGUUCCUCAAGCCAAGUUCCUAGGAGUGGUUUUUGAUCAGCACCUCUCAUGGAAACCGCAUAUAGAUCACUUAAAGGCUACCUGUCUAAAAAUUGUAGACCUUCUGAAAGUCCUCUCUCAUCCUAUUUGGGGAGCCGACACCCAAAUCCUCCUUCGUAUCUACAGAAUAUUACUACGACCCAAACUUGAUUAUGGAGCAGUGGCCUACUCAGCAUGCCGUCCCAGGCUCCUUACACCUCUAAUCACUCUUCAGAAUUCUGCAUUACGAAUAGCCCUUGGGGCCUUCCGCACAAGCCCAGUUAUCAGCCUCUAUAGCAUAGCAAAGGAACCGCCUCUUCUUUUCCGUUUCAAGUACCUUCAGUUAUCCUUCGCAGCUAAUACCUCUAGAAAUCCCAGCAAUCCUGUCCUCCAGCAUGUAUUUACCGAUCGCCUGACUAUACUAUUUGAUCGCAAACGACACCUAAUCCCACCCAUCUCAAUUCGCCUUCAACAAGAUCUGGUAACUCUCGGAAUACCGUCCUUCCCCGCUAUUCUUCCAUACGAGUUCGCUACACCCCCGCCCUGGCUAAUUCCAUCUCUUCGACCAGACACCACUCUCCUCCAGUUCACCAAAACUAAUACACCCGCUUCAGUGAUCCAGACAGAAUUUCAUACCUUACAAGCAACCUGCUCAGAUUCGACUUUUCUAUACACGGACGCUUCGAAAUCAGUCACAGGCGUCGUCGGUUCAGCCGUCGUUGGGCCUUCCGUACGCCGACUAUUACGGCUACCAUCUCCAGCUAGUGUGUUCACGGGCGAACUCUACGCUCUCCUCCAAGCCUGCAAGAUUAUCACCACGAUGAGCGCCUCUAAAUACUGCAUUUGUACCGACUCUUUAGCCAGUCUAAGCGCACUGCGAAAUAUUUAUUCAACCAAUCCGUUGAUCAUGCAAAUUUUUGAAGUGUGGACCAUGCUCUCCAAUAGCGGCAAAACCGUCCGUUUCAUCUUUGUUCCAUCUCACACUGGCAUAUCGGGAAACGAAGAAGCUGACAGGGCUGCUAAAGAAGCAGUCGAAUCGGAAUCUGCCGCAGAAAUUUUGUUAGUCCCAGCACCUGACGCCAAAAGUUUAUUUAAACAGGCUAUCAUUCAAAAGUGGCAAACAGACUGGACCUCUACGCCUACAGCAUUGCAGCAGAUUAAGCCAGAAGUUAACUGUAUACUUCCACUUCCGCCAGAUCGUCGUGAUCAAGUCGUUUUAACGCGGUUGCGAUUAGGACACACUCGGCUCACCCAUGGAUACCUGCUCAACCGCACCUCCCCAGCUACUUGCCAGCAAUGCGGAUGCCGUCAAACUGUCCAGCAUCUCAUCUGCGAUUGUCCCCACUGGCAAACCCAACGCAACCAUUUCCAAAUAUCACCCAACCUCGCCGAAGCGCUAGGAAGUACCAUCCCGAACGUGGUCAACAUCCUUCUGUUCCUUAAACAUAUUAAGCUAUUGUUUCAAUGCCCACCGGGAAAUUUCCCGGUGUCCCGGGGAUACAAUCCGACAUUGACAAAACAUCAUUGUUUUGGUUCACAAAAAUCUGGUUGUAGUGUUUUGACACAGUAUACUGUGACGGCUGUACAUAUACUGUGGCUGUACCACGCUGUACCAAUGUACCAACGAUACUGUGCAUAA
Messenger RNA from Zophobas morio, 3081 nucleotides. RefSeq lists its product as uncharacterized. Lineage: Eukaryota; Metazoa; Arthropoda; Insecta; Coleoptera; Tenebrionidae. Gene Ontology annotation, molecular function: RNA-DNA hybrid ribonuclease activity; nucleic acid binding. The record is from RefSeq and is a predicted model, not a curated record. The transcript is spliced from 5 exons. Bases 1 to 3081 code for a protein of 1026 amino acids.